UGGACUUGAACUUGUUGGAAAAUUAAAGGUCUACACUAUGAUCAGUAUCACACGUUUAUAUUCAUUAAGAAAUAUUCGAUAAACACAUUCUUUCUUUAAAAAUAUGGGUGAUAGCGUGCUCGCAGCUCUUUCUAGAAAGCUGGGGAUCGCUUCGAAUGAUGUAAUUCGUAAAGCAGCCGAAUUUCAAAGGAUAGUCGAAGUGCGAUGCGGAUCUAGCCUUGCCUCGCUCAACCUGAGUAAUACGGCCACAGCUGUCAUCUGUUUAGAAUUCGCUGCAAAUGCUUCAGGGUUGUCUUUCACAAAGACAACAGCUAUUCAACUUUCUGGGUUGACAAAGAAGUUGUAUAUUAAUGCAUACAAGGCAAUCGAAUGUAUUCUUGGAAAACAAAAAAUGGUUACUCUACGAGAUUUUGCUGUCAUGUUUGGUUGCGUCAGUUCAGUUCCAUUUGCCGAGGAAGUGCUUGGGAGUUACAAAUCAACUCAAAAUGGAGCUGUAGAUUUGGACCAGCCAGUUUUUGCUGCCGCGACUUUGUAUGUUGUUUGCAGGAGUAAAAAAGUGCGUUUAGACAAGAGCAAGUUGAUUACUCAGAUCAAUGUUAAAAGAUCUAUAUUUGACAAUGUUUGCAAACAAAUUCAACCCUUUUUGGACAAUGUGACAGAAAACUCGAAAGUAAAAGAUUCUAAAAGGCCUUACGGUUGGCUUGAAGAAAGUGUUAAAAAAUCGUCAGGCGAUGGACCAGGAACCAAGAGAACUCGAAUUUCUGAAGACGAACGAAAACAACAAGAGGUUGCCGAUUAUGAAAGUUGGAAAUUAAAAAUGUUGAACGAGACUGCAGAAAAUGACAAAGAUAGUACUUAAUAUCAUCAUCGCGUUGAACUCGGUACGUCAUGUAAAAUUCCGUAAACAGACUCCGACCGGAAUAAUAUUCUGCCCAAAUGAACAAAAAUGGCAAAAAUCAAAGGAAAACCGGAGCAUUUAAAAUCAGGCCUUAAUUUGCUUUUCGCUUUUUAAUCUUGAUUCAGAACUACGUCGACUCCUUUGAAUUUGAAUUUUAUGAACUGCAGUUUG
This is a messenger RNA of Dendronephthya gigantea, 1069 nucleotides long. RefSeq names its product origin recognition complex subunit 6-like. The transcript has 6 exons. NCBI's taxonomy places the organism in Eukaryota, Metazoa, Cnidaria, Anthozoa, Malacalcyonacea, Nephtheidae. Gene Ontology annotation, cellular component: nuclear origin of replication recognition complex. The record is from RefSeq and is a predicted model, not a curated record. Gene Ontology annotation, molecular function: DNA binding. Bases 104 to 859 code for a protein of 251 amino acids. Gene Ontology annotation, biological process: DNA replication; DNA replication initiation.